Mugil cephalus (flathead mullet) is the source of this 3113-nucleotide messenger RNA. Its product is annotated as pleckstrin homology domain-containing family A member 1-like. The record is from RefSeq and is a predicted model, not a curated record. The transcript is spliced from 14 exons. The coding region runs from base 233 to 1519 and encodes 428 amino acids. Gene Ontology annotation, molecular function: PDZ domain binding. Gene Ontology annotation, cellular component: membrane; cytoplasm. NCBI's taxonomy places the organism in Eukaryota, Metazoa, Chordata, Actinopteri, Mugiliformes, Mugilidae.
CCGUCGGUGCGUCCUGGUGUGUCCUGGUGCGUCCUCCUGGCUCAGGGGGAGAUGGGCUGAGACGCAGAGGACGGAGCCGACGACACCGAGACCCGCCGCGGCCGCUCAGCCUAGCAGUUACCGGAGGGAAGACUCGGGAAUUUUUUACCCAGUCCCGCUUGCCCCCGCUCUUCUCCCGCUCCUCGCUCUCCACUCCCGGCCUCAGCAGGCCAGGGAAUGUCCCGGCGGCGAGAUGCCUUACGUGGACCGACAGAACCGCAUCUGUGGUUUUCUGGACAUUGAGGAGAAUGAGAGCAGCGGCAAGUUCCUGCGCCGAUACUUCAUACUGGACACACAGCAGGGAAGCUUGGUGUGGUUCAUGGACAACCCACAGAAUCUGCCUGUUGGUGCAGACUGUGUCGGCUCCCUGAAGCUCACUUACAUUUCCAAGGUCAGCGAUGCCACAAAGCUGAGGCCUAAAGCAGAAUUCUGCUUCGUCAUCAAUGCCGGGAUGAGGAAGUUCUUCCUGCAGGCCAAUGAUCAGCAGGACCUUGUGGACUGGGUCAGCGCUCUCAACAAAGCCACCAAGAUUACAGUGCCAAAGGCGUCAGAUGGGCAGCAGAACUCAGAGAACCAGAAGGCUUUACCCGAUGUCGUGGGGCCCAAGAAACAAGUCUCCUACAAGACCGAGAUCAUUGGAGGAGUCCCCAUUGUCACCAAGACGCAGCACGAAGGUGUUGACGGUGCAGACAGAGCAGAGCGUGAGGCCAUGCAACGUUCCCACAGCCAGCUGCCUUACUUCCUGGGCAGGCCGGCUCAGGAGCACACCGUCAUCAAGUCGGGCUACUGUGUCAAACAAGGAGCUGUGAUGAGGAACUGGAAACGUCGAUAUUUCCUCCUGGAAGAAAACUCGAUGAGUUACUUCAAGUCAGAUUUGGAGAAAGAGCCUCUGAGAAUGAUCCCACUAAAAGAAGUUCACAAAGUCCAGGAGUGCAAACAGAGUGACAUUAUGAUGAGAGAUAAUCUGUUUGAAGUCGUCACCACAUCAAGGACGUUUUACAUACAGGCGGACAGUCCUGAGGAGAUGCACAGCUGGAUCAAGGCUGUCUCAGGGGCCAUCGUGGCCCAGCGGGGGCCCGGGAGGUCAGCUGCUACAAUGCGGCAGGCCAGACGGCUGUCGAACCCCUGUAUACAGAGGUAUACGUCUCGAAUCGGGGAGUGCAGCAGCACUCUGCUGCAGCUGUGUACCUGUCUUAGAUGUGUGACAUCCUGCUUGUCUCUCCUCCUCCCUCCUGUUCGCUGCCUGAACACGGCAGCCGUUCCACUUUCUACCGCACCCCCGCGGGCCCCCCCGUCCCUCGCUCGCCCAUAUCUGCCAUGCCACCAUGCUACCCAGAGUGGGGGUCUGCUGUCACGUGCGGCACACGCUCGCAGCCUGGCGUGGGACAGCGAGCACUUCAUGAGCCUGCUGCCGCGCCCCAGUCACAGCCACACGCCAGCACGCCUGUCCCUGCAGGAGACGCCGCGCCUGGCAAAGUGACCUGCGAGCCGCCCGCGACCGCCCUCGCUCGCUCCGAGGAGUCCCCGUGGCGACGGCGGAGCAGCUUCGAGCCCCACAUGCCUGAAACACCCCUGGACCUAGAUGAUGCCGAUCUGCCGGUGAGCGAGGUCUAACUGGACUUUAAAAAAAAAAAAACAAAAAAAACGGCCCCUCUGGAUGGAGACGCCGUCGUCGACGAAACGAAAACCCCUGUGGGCCAGGUGUUUUAAAAAAGACAGACUUUGGUUCUCUGAUCCAAGUUGCUCCCCGGAGCGCCUCCGUCAGCGCGCAAGAGAAAUAAAAAAAAGUCGGGUCACCUCUGAACUGCACUCGUGCGCCUAAAAGACGACCCAGUCUUCACCCACACCCCCCCCCUCUGCCUGUCUGCAGCUACAACGGCGUAGUUAUUUACCGAGAGUUGAUGUCUGAUUAGAAUUCAGAGCUUUAUUUUAACCUGUGCAGGCACAACGAUGUGUUCAGUGGUAUUUACGCGCGGAGGAUUUUUUUGUAAACCACUUUGUGCCAAGUAAAUAAGGGAGCUUUUAAGGGUGCGAGCUAAUUCCUCUUGUCUGAAAAGAACGUUUCAAACCGAGGACCGGCUUCUGUCACCUCUCAAGUGUACUAUUACUAAACUGUGUUUUGUCUGUUCAUACACUCAUUAUUAUAACACUGGAUUUGUCUGCUGUUAACGGCCAAUCUGGUCAGAGAUCAAAUCCUCACAAGUCAAAGAUUCUGGGCUACGAAGAGAGUGAAGAAGAGAUUUGACCCGGGUGUGUAUAGUUGUGUGAGACCAAAUGUAUUGCAGCCACAUUUAGUCUAAUUGUUUUUAACAAGCCAUUGAGUUUCUUUCUUUUUAAAUAUCCAACAGUUGUUUCUUUACGAUGUCCUCGUUGAGGUUUUAGUUGACUGACUGUUAAUGGCCACACGCUACUUAUGAAUCUACAGUGAAUAGUUUUUAAUGCAGCUCUGGUAGAAAAAAGAGACACAGCAUCACCUGGAGAUCAGACCGAUUGAUUCUCUCUGCAAACUACAUUUAUGACUUUGUGUACUCCUGUCAUUUUGUUACCGACAAUAAGGACCGGUUCAGCUAUAGAUCAGCCUCAGUCACCAUAAGCUGCAGGCCAUAGUUUGAAGAUAAUACUAUAUGAACACCUUUCAAACAUCAUGGAUCAAACAAAUCAAGCUCAGACACUUCAGUUGCAUGCUGACAUUUAAAAAAACUCCUCAGUUCUUGUUUGUGUUUAUCUACAGACUCUCUGGUUGUUGUGUGUUUGCAGACUAGAGCAGUGUGAAACAUUUUUUUUAUAUAUGCUUUUAGACGUGUCUUGUUCUCUUGUAUCUGUCUUGCCAACCCAGCUGCCUCAUGGUGUUAUUUAAAAAAAUAAUUUCCACUGUAAUUCUGCUUAAUAAUACACACUAAUCUAGUUUUUUUUUUUUUUUUUUUAAGUGCCUGCUUUAUUUCAGCCCAGCUAAGCCAAGCUGUUUCACUCCCCCUUUUUUUUUCUUUCUUUUUUUUUUUAGUCUGGUGUAAUUGGUUUGAAUUGUCUCUAUUUAUUAUGUGGAUGACUUGAAAGAAAUAAACACUGUAAAUGUG